CGCCCAGCACCGAGAGGUUUGAGGCGGCUCCUGGCGUCGCCCAGAGGGAGCGACUGAGCAAACGGAGUCCGGCGCGGGCGGCGGCGGCGGCGGCGGGCGGGUGGCGAGGGGGAGCCGCUACGAGUGCCCUCGCUCCCCGCCGCUUUCGAUGAACCGGGCGAAAUAAGCCGCGCCUCUAGCAGGGGCUGCGCCUCCAUGAAUCCCUAGUUGUUUUUUUUUUUUUUUUCCCUUUCUCUUCCCCGAUCCUCACCCCCCACCCCGGGUCCCGUCCCGCCUUCUCCCUUCGCCAGCCGCGGCCGCGUCCAGGUGCGGAGUCCAGAGCGGAGCGCCAUGGCGUCCAACCCCGAGCGAGGGGAGAUUCUGCUCACGGAGCUGCAGGGAGAUUCCCGAAGUCUUCCAUUUCCUGAGAAUGUGAGUGCUGUUCAAAAAUUAGACUUUUCAGAUACAAUGGUGCAACAAAAAUUGGAUGAUAUCAAGGAUCGAAUCAAGAGAGAAAUAAGGAAAGAACUGAAAAUCAAAGAAGGAGCUGAAAAUCUGAGGAAAGUCACAACAGAUAAAAAAAGUUUGGCUUAUGUAGACAACAUUUUGAAAAAAUCAAAUAAAAAGUUAGAAGAACUACAUCAUAAGCUACAGGAAUUAAAUGCACAUAUCGUUGUAUCAGAUCCAGAAGAUGUUACAGAUUGUCCAAGGACUCCAGAUACUCCAAAUAGUGACCCUCGCUCUUCUACCAGCAACAAUAGAUUGAUGGCCUUACAAAAACAAUUGGAUAUAGAACUCAAAGUAAAACAAGGUGCAGAAAACAUGAUACAGAUGUAUUCAAAUGGAUCUUCAAAAGAUCGAAAACUCCAUGGUACAGCUCAGCAACUGCUACAGGACAGCAAGACAAAAAUUGAAGUCAUACGAAUGCAGAUUCUUCAGGCAGUCCAGACCAAUGAAAUGGCUUUUGAUAAUGCAAAACCUGUGAUAAGUCCUCUUGAACUUCGGAUGGAAGAAUUAAGGCAUCAUUUUAGGAUAGAGUUUGCAGUGGCAGAAGGUGCAAAGAAUGUAAUGAAAUUACUUGGCUCAGGAAAAGUAACUGACAGAAAAGCACUUUCAGAACAAUUGUCUUUUCUCCUCUGCAAGGCUCAAGCAAGAUUUAAUGAGUCAAGUCAGAAGUUGGACCUUUUGAAGUAUUCAUUAGAACAAAGAUUAAAUGAACUUCCCAAGAAUCAUCCCAAAAGCAGUAUUAUUAUUGAGGAGCUUUCACUUGUUGCAUCACCAACACUAAGUCCACGUCAAAGUAUGAUAUCUACACAAAACCAGUAUAGUACACUGUCCAAACCAGCAGCAUUAACAGGUACCUUGGAAGUUCGUCUUAUGGGCUGCCAAGAUAUCCUAGAGAAUGUCCCUGGACGAUCAAAAGCAACAUCAGUUGCUCUACCUGGUUGGAGUCCAAGUGAAACCAGAUCAUCUUUCAUGAGCAGAACGAGUAAAAGUAAAAGCGGAAGUAGUCGAAAUCUCCUAAAAACUGAUGACUUGUCCAAUGAUGUCUGUGCUGUGUUGAAGCUAGAUAAUACUGUGGUUGGUCAAACUAGCUGGAAACCCAUUUCCAAUCAGUCAUGGGACCAGAAGUUUACACUGGAACUAGACAGGUCACGUGAACUGGAAAUUUCAGUUUAUUGGCGUGAUUGGCGAUCUCUGUGUGCUGUAAAAUUUCUGAGGUUAGAAGAUUUUUUAGACAACCAGCGGCAUGGCAUGUGUCUCUAUUUGGAACCCCAGGGUACUUUAUUUGCAGAGGUUACCUUUUUUAAUCCAGUUAUUGAAAGAAGGCCAAAACUCCAAAGACAGAAGAAAAUUUUUUCAAAACAACAAGGCAAGACAUUUCUCAGAGCUCCUCAAAUGAAUAUUAAUAUUGCCACUUGGGGAAGGCUAGUGAGAAGAGCUAUUCCUACAGUGAAUCAUUCUGGCACCUUCAGCCCCCAAACUCCUGUGCCUGCUUCAGUAGCAGUGGUUGAUGUACGCAUCCCUGAGUUAGCACCUCCAGCUAGUGAUUCUACAGUAACCAAAUUGGACUUUGAUCUUGAACCUGAACCUCCUCCAGCCCCACCUCGUGCUUCCUCUCUUGGAGAAAUCGAUGAGUCUUCUGAGUUAAGAGUUUUGGAUACAGCAGGACAGGAUUCAGAAACUGGUUUUGAUAUUGAGAAUGAUAGAAAUAGUAUACUUCCAAAAUCUCAAUCUGAAUAUGAGCCUGAUAUUCCUCAAUCAGGCCUAGAAUAUGGUGACAUUCGAGAACUUGAGAAUAGCAGAUCUCAGCAAAGGUUUCAGUUUAAUCUACAAGAUUUCAGAUGCUGUGCUGUCUUAGGAAGAGGACACUUUGGAAAGGUGCUUUUGGCUGAAUACAAACACACAAAUGAGAUGUUUGCUAUAAAAGCCUUAAAGAAAGGAGACAUCGUAGCUCGAGACGAAGUAGACAGCCUGAUGUGUGAAAAAAGAAUUUUUGAAACUGUGAAUAGUGUAAGGCAUCCCUUUUUGGUGAACCUUUUUGCAUGUUUCCAAACCAAAGAGCAUGUUUGCUUUGUAAUGGAAUAUGCUGCCGGUGGGGACCUAAUGAUGCACAUUCAUACUGAUGUCUUUUCUGAACCAAGAGCUGUAUUUUAUGCAGCAUGUGUAGUUCUUGGGUUGCAGUAUUUACAUGAACACAAAAUUGUUUAUAGAGAUUUGAAAUUGGAUAACUUAUUGCUAGAUACAGAGGGCUUUGUGAAAAUUGCUGAUUUUGGUCUUUGCAAAGAAGGAAUGGGAUAUGGUGACAGAACAAGCACAUUUUGUGGCACUCCUGAAUUUCUUGCCCCUGAAGUAUUAACAGAAACAUCCUAUACAAGGGCUGUAGAUUGGUGGGGCCUUGGUGUACUUAUAUAUGAAAUGCUUGUUGGUGAGUCUCCCUUUCCUGGAGAUGAUGAAGAGGAGGUUUUUGACAGUAUUGUAAAUGAUGAAGUAAGAUAUCCAAGGUUCUUAUCUACCGAAGCCAUUUCCAUAAUGAGAAGGCUGUUAAGAAGAAAUCCUGAGCGGCGUCUUGGAGCUGGUGAGAAAGAUGCGGAGGAUGUAAAAAAGCACCCAUUUUUCAGGCUAAUUGAUUGGAGUGCUCUGAUGGACAAAAAAGUAAAGCCACCAUUUGUACCUACUAUCAGAGGACGAGAAGAUGUUAGUAAUUUUGAUGAUGAAUUUACCUCAGAAGCACCUAUUCUGACUCCACCUCGAGAACCAAGGAUACUUUCAGAAGAGGAGCAAGAAUUGUUCAGAGAUUUUGACUACAUUGCUGAUUGGUGUUAAGUUACGAGACACUGUGAAACCAAGCGAACUGACUCACAAGAAGACCUCUUAAGAAUAGCAACCCUUCAUUUGCUCUCUGUGCCACCAAUAGCUUCUGAGUUGUUUUUUAAAACACAUGAAGAUUUGUUUAAAAGCACUGUUUUAAUACCUUCAUGAGAAGUGGCUUCUCAAAUUUUUUUCUGAGCACUGGAAGCAGAUUUGAGGAGUUUAAGCUGAAAGAACAUUGGCCAUGAAAAUCCAUCACAAAUGAAUACUUUUGGAACAAUAGUCUAUUUAAAAAGAAAGAAAGAAAGAAAGAAAGAAAGAAACCACUCUUUCAUAGUCCCUAGCUUUGCCAUAUGCCUGCCUUAAGUGGAAAGAAGAUUAAUCACUUAACUUGUGUUUUACAAACAGAAAACAAAAAUGGCUUGGAAUGCUAUUAUUGUUCAUACAAAGUAUGAUUAUGUUUGAAUAAGGCAAAUGCUCUUAUUUUUAAAAAAUUACUGUUAUAUCAAAAAAUCUGUAGUGGCAAUUUGUGCACAUUUUGAGGCUUAAUUUUUUGAAAAACAAAAUGAAUUGAUAUCUUGUUUUAUAAAUUUUCUAUAUUUAUUAGGAGAAAAAUUUUUAUUGCCUUACACUUUAUCAACCAUGUAGUAGAGCCUCAUAGCUUUCCAACAGAGCUACUUGCCAAACAGUUUAUUUUUUAUUAAACAAUGCUGAAAGAAACAAUCAGCAUUUCCUUAAAUUGUUCAGAAUAAGGACUUCUAAUCAGCCUGAACCAAUAUAUACUAUCUUACCUCUAUGCAUUCCCAAACUCUAGACACCCAAUAUAUUCAGUCAUAUCUUCUUCCAGAAUCAGUGAACUGACUACCCCUUUUUUGAUACUUGUUCUGCAUUUAUCAAUCUAGUUCAUGUGUCUGCUGUAGAAGGGAACUAUAUCAUUGUUAAACCAUAGGAUUAUCAUUGUAUACAUGCUGUGAACAUGUAUAUGUACAAGUUGUAAUGUAUUCUAUGUUGUAGGCUUAUUAUUUAAUUUCACUACUUCAUCACUUUUGUACAGUGGCCAAGCAUACACCUCAAACUCCAGCAUUUACAUUAAGUGCAUUUGUACAUUUUAGGCCACUGGAUCCAGAUUUUAUAUUGGCAGUUACUGAGGGCAAAAGCAAUAUAUUGUAACAGAAUGUAUAAAUAUUUUUGAUAAAACAGUCUAUAUUUUAUAAAAAUAUUAUAACACUAAAGCUGUACCUCAAAAGUCUCAAAAAUAAUUUGAUCAAAUACUUUUGACAACUCUUCAGAGGAUCCGUUUGUGGCUUUUUUCACUCGUAUAGGGAUGUCUUUUUGUAAACCAUGAAUUUCCACUUGCUUGGAGGUUUGGUGUUUUUUUUUUGUUUUGUUUUUUUUGUUUGUUUUUUUUUUUUUUUGGUUUUUUUGUUUAGUUUGGUUUGGUUUGGUUUUGAAUUUUUUACUCUUACUUCAUGAUUUCAUUGUUUCUUUUGUUCAAUAACAACAUCUUUGAUCCUGUGCUUAGCAUAUUAGGGUCUUUAUACCUCAGGAAUACCUACCUGCUAAUUAACCAUAUUGGAUUAAUCAUUUAAUCACAGCGGACUCAUCUGUUAAAAAAUUAUUCAGUUUAAUCUUGUGAGAAACAUGAAAGCACAGGGAGUUGAGCUAAAAACAUUUACAAAUAUUUCAACUUUGCUUGAAUGCAUUGGUGUGUUUUUAAUUGUACUCUGUGAACAAUUAAAAUUGUCCAGAGAUACUUCCUGUUAGCUUCAAAAUUGAUUAUUACCCAAGGUCCUGUGGGAGAAUAUCUUGUAGGAAGAAGAACAAUGUGUUGAUUAAAGUUAUUUUAAAAUGCCAGUUAACUUCCUUGGCAAAAGACAGUAGAGGAACUUAGCAUAAUUGGCUUAAAUUUAAACAGUGUUAACAUUAAACUCAUAAAACACUAAAUACUUUUGAGGUACAGUCUGCUCACCUUUGCUGGUUCUCAAAUAUGCAUAGAAAGCAAUGUCUAAAAUAGGCUUUUAGCAUUAAAAACUGACAUAACAUUUUGUAACUACACAGUGUACAGAAACUUUUUUUAAAAAUUGAAGUCAAUCACUAAAAAAAUUAGAGGGCAGGGUAUAUUCACACAAUUAAGCUGAAGAAAGCACUAAUUUUCUCUGUAGUUUUUAAAAUAUAUAUAUUUUAGAUUUAAAAUUUUAAGCUCUAUAGAGUGUAAAUAUAUUUUGCUAUUACUGUAUGUGUAUGUGACUGCUCAAGCACUUUGUAAGGAAAUUAGGAUAUUUUAGAAUGGUACACUAUGCAUUCAAAUGAAAUGUGCCUUUAACUCUGUCAUUCUAAGAAAAAAGUGUUUUGCAGUCAUAAAUUUCCCACAAGUGCACAAAUUAAAUAGAUGGAAUUUGUAACUUUGGUUUUAAGUAUUAUUUCCUUUUAGAAACUUCCUGGUGAUUAAAUAUGUGUUAGAUUUAUUAUGUUCAAAAUGGCAAAGAUUGAUUACUUUAAAUUUGCCUUCUCACAAGUACUUUCUUGUCCUGGGGAAGGCUUUAAAACCAUGAAAAUUCAAAACAAAUUGUCCGUUUUCACUGGGAACAAUGGAGAAAAUUUGUAUUUCAUUUCUGUAAAGCAAUUAGCAUCUUUCAUUUGAUGGAUAUUUAUGGAAUAACCACAUAGCUAGACUCUGAGUAUAAGAAGGUGGAAAAAAGAAAGCAACAAGAGAUCAUGAAUGAAGAACAGCUUGCAAUAAUAUAAAAUUCAAGUACCAAAUACUGUAUGUAGUUUUCUGUUGAGGUUAACAUAUUUAAAUUUUGGACCCCAUUUUCUAGAAAAUAGGCAAGUGACUAAAACAGAAUGCCAGCCAUUCAGUAGUCAUCUUUUAAAAAAAAUGUGAAUGGAAAAUUCUAGAAAAUAAAAUGAUCCAUAUUCUCCCUUUAAAGCAAAUUGAAGAUAGAAUGAAAAUUGUUACUCUUCUUUGACUUAGUAAAAGAUGCCUUCAAAUCUAAUAGGAUUUUUGCAAGUACUGCCCAUGUUCCUAAACAGCUGAGGGAAUGAAUUUAGGAAACUCAAAGGAACAAAUGCUAAUCCAUGGGUCAUCUUAAUGUUAGAAUCCCUAUUUAUCUUCCAGUCAUCCUUUAAAAUCUAGUGUUUCUCUCUGAGAUACUGCUUUAUACAUUAGCGCAUUAGUAUGAUGGCUAAAAACUUUGAAAAUCAUCAUUAAGUAAAUAUAUACAUAUAUAAAAUUAGAGUUAUUCAAAAUCUAAGUGUCAAACUUUUGCUUAAUUUCUGCUUCAAAUACCAUGAUGUAAGUAGAAACUUUAAGACUUCGGAUAAGACAUGUAAUUUGAGGCCUUGCUGGUCUCAUUAAAAGGAAGAAUGAUGUCUGUCAAUCCUUCACCCCAAAACGAACAAAUAACACUGAAGCAGGAAUCUGACCAAGUUUGGGUCUUCAUUUAUGAAUUCCCAGGCAUGAAAGUAGGAGUGCUGAGAGGCUGGGAGCUGGAAGCUGAGUCUGUAGGUAGGCAAGAGUAUCAGGAAGAUGGAGAGGGCAGUAGCUCGUAUGGGCAAGUGCUGGUGUUCAUAAUGCAGGCAUUCAGAAGAAGUGGAGCUAGGCAGGAUGUCCUGCAGCAGCACUAUUGUGGCGAUAGAAAACUGCAGUAGCACUAGGACAUCCUCUGGAAGAGCUCAAAUUCUAUUGCAUGUCACUCUUUCUACCAGUAAAAGCAAAUAACUUUCUGAAAGACAACUGCUCCAGGAUAGGACCCUUGAACUUUCAGAAAAUAACAAUAAAGAUCUCUAAACAUAUGAGAGACACUAACCUAUCUUAAGAGCCAAAAGAGAGAAGAAAUUUAGAUCACUCCUCCAAUCUCCAAUAGAGGGUGCAUGAAUUAAAAUUCAGAUGUGAAUGAUAGAAUAGCUAUAUAUAAAAUGUUUAUACUUCUUUUUUUUUUUUUUUUUAAUUUUUGACAGGCAGAGUGGACAGUGAG
Messenger RNA from Lepus europaeus (European hare), 7268 nucleotides. It is a transcript of the gene PKN2, whose product is annotated as protein kinase N2. Gene Ontology annotation, biological process: signal transduction; protein phosphorylation. Bases 331 to 3306 code for a protein of 991 amino acids. The transcript has 22 exons. Gene Ontology annotation, molecular function: protein serine/threonine kinase activity; small GTPase binding; ATP binding. The record is from RefSeq and is a predicted model, not a curated record. NCBI's taxonomy places the organism in Eukaryota, Metazoa, Chordata, Mammalia, Lagomorpha, Leporidae.